Messenger RNA from Coturnix japonica (Japanese quail), 2238 nucleotides. The record is from RefSeq and is a predicted model, not a curated record. NCBI's taxonomy places the organism in Eukaryota, Metazoa, Chordata, Aves, Galliformes, Phasianidae.
AAUAGUCCCCUGCCGCUUCCGCCGCGUUGCCACGGCUGCCGCUAUCAACUUCCGUCCGGGCGGAGGCGGUUGGCGGUGCGUGGCCGUGCGGGGUAACGACACGCACAGCUAUGCCGGCCAAGGCGGCUGACAAGCAGCGGCAGAGCCAAAGUGGACCUCAAGGAGGAAAGGCUGGACAACCGAGGCUUUCACUUAAAAAACGGGAUGAAGAUACAGCCACUGAAGGUGGAGAAGGAGUGGAUGAGUCAACUGCGGUCAGACCUCUAGGUCAGCUGGAACUGACUGAAGCCGAAUUAAAAAAGGAAAUUACACGUGUUCUGACAGCAAAUAAUCCACAUGCUCCAAAGAAUAUCGUCAGAUACAACUUUAAAGAACGAGCUUACAAGCCAAUAAGCAAUAUAGAUCAAACAGCCAUUCACUUCUCUUUGAAAGGGAACCUGAUACCCAAAGAUUCUGAUGAAGGCAGACGGCAGAGCCUGAGAUCAGAAAAAGCUCCUGAGACUUCUGCAGAGGUAUCUCAAGAGGCAGAGAUUAAAGAUGAAAAAAGCACAGAAGAUACUCAGGCUGCGGAAGAGGCAAAGGCAGAGGGGGCAGGUGAAGCAGAAGCAGCAGAAGAGCCUCCUCCCCCCCAAAAAAAGGAGAAGAAGCUUGCAAACCAGUUCAACUUCAUUGAGAGAUCUUCAAGGACACGUGACAACCCUUUGCGGUGGAAGAUCUAUGAUGCCUAUGUGGUGGAGGUUGAGAAAAUGGAAAAGUUAAAAGAGAAAGAAAAACCAAAAACUCAGACAGCAAAGAAAGAGGAGAAGAAGAAGGAAAAAAAGUUAACUUCCAUGGAAUUACAGGGUGAUGCUAUAACCAAGAUAUCCAGUGCAGCCAAAAUAAUGGAGCGGAUGGUGAAUCAGAACAUAUUUGAUGACAUUGCACAAGAUUUUAAAUAUUUCGAGGAUGCCUCCGAUGAAUACCGGGACCACAAAGGAACGCUCCUCCCGCUCUGGAAGUUCCAGUAUGACAAAACCAAGAGACUUGCAGUUACUGCCAUCUCCUGGAAUCCAAAGUACAAGGACCUGUUUGCAGUGGGGUAUGGCUCUUAUGACUUCAUGAAGCAAAGUCGUGGCAUGCUUGUGCUCUACACUAUGAAGAACCCUUCCUUCCCAGAGUAUGUCUUCAGCAGUGAGAGUGGCAUCAUGUGCCUGGAUAUCCAUAAUGACCACCCCCACUUCAUGGCAGUGGGCUUCUAUGAUGGCAAUGUGGCCAUCUACAACCUUAAGAAGGCAACUUCCCAGCCGAGCUACAUGAGCAGAGCUAAGUCAGGAAAGCACUCAGAUCCAGUGUGGCAGGUGAAGUGGCAGAAAGAUGACAUGGACAACAAUUUGAAUUUCUUCUCUGUCUCCUCGGAUGGACGGAUUGUGUCAUGGACUUUAGUUAAGAAUGAGCUGGUUCAUACAGAUGUCAUCAAGCUGUCAGCAGAGAGAACAACGACGCAGGGGCCAGAGGGUCUGCAGCUGCAAACAAUUGGCUGUGGGACAUCAUUUGAUUUUCACAAAACGAUAGACUAUUUGUUUCUUGUUGGUACUGAAGAGGGGAAGAUCUAUAAGUGUUCAAAAUGCUAUUCAAACCAGUUCCUGGAUGUGUUUGAAGCCCAUCACAUGGCUGUGGAUUCGAUCAGCUGGAAUCCCUAUCACUUGAAAAUCUUCAUUUCCUGCAGCUCUGACUGGACAGUCAAGAUCUGGGAUCACACCAUCAAGACUCCGAUGUUUGUUUAUGACCUGAAUGCCGCUGUAGGGGAUGUUGCCUGGUCCCCUUACUCUUCCACGGUCUUUGCAGCAGUUACCACUGAUUGCAAGGCUCAUGUAUUUGAUAUGAAUGUUAAUAAGUACGAAGCUCUCUGCAGCCAGGUAGUGGUGGCCAAGAAGAAAAACAAAACAACCCAUAUCCAGUUUAACCCCGUGUACCCUGUUGUCAUUGUCGGAGAUGAGCGAGGCCAGGUUACCUGCCUGAAGCUCUCCCCCAAUCUGCGCAAGAUGCCCAAGCAAAAGAAGGGCCAGGAGGUAAAGCUGGGUCCCGAGGUGGAGAUUCCUAAGCUGGACAAGCUGCUGAUGCUGGUACGGGAGCCGGACAGCAGGGACUAGGGGCAGGCGGACAAAGCCCGGCUUUGACCAGCAGCUGCUUGGCAUGCUCUGCCCUCUCACAGCACUUCGCCCCCAUGCCUGGGAGAAUAAAGAGUGGCACUGAAAGUGA